GUUAGGGCAGGUUCGUGAUGUUUCCUGCUUCCGACGCUCUAGCCGUUUGCGCAUUCUAUCGAUGGGAUAUUUCCUCUUAUUUGUGAUGGCCCAGAUGAGUGGUAGAUCUCACGCGGUGGCCACGGAGGAGAGGCCGGUGUAUGGCGAGAUGCCUGCUAUAACUCCUGCUGAUCUGCGUGGACGCCGGCUUCUCUCGCCCAGAAGGCAUAUUUUGGGUGUGGGGUCUGUGGCUUCGCUGCCGGCCGCAUCCACGUCUGCGGCUUCGUCAGCCCUUCCCUCGACUAGGGCUUCGUCAGCUGCGUCGCCCUCGUCUGUGGCUUCCUCAGCUGCGCCCUCUCUGGGUUCGCCGGCUCCGUUCUCGUAUGCAGCUUCGUCCGAUCUUUCCUCGGCCGCUCUGCCUUCGUCUGCAGCUUCGUCAGCUCCUCAGCCCGCGUCACUGGCUUCGUCAGCUCCGGCCGAGUCCAAGCCGGAGCCGCGGGCGGGGAUCAUUCUGAUGAACACCACUCUGUUUUCGUCAAGCCGAUUCGUGUGGCUCCGCACGAGCACUCCUCCAUUCGCGUGCACAGGCACUCACGAGCUCAGGUGCCAAUCUUUCUUCUAUGACUUAGUGUUCGCUCCCCGAAGUACGGUAUUUUACGCCAUUUUCUCGGAAUUCGUCUCGAUGCAGAACGAGGCUUUAGAUAUCCGCGAGUCAGUCUGGAAAGUAGAUCUCGCUCAAGCCAACCACGACCCUAGUGGCCUUGCUCGGGGGGAGGUACUCAGCUACUGGUGGCCUUCCGACGAGAGAAGCGGAUCCGCUGAGAAGAAUCCAUACAUCUUGCAACCUGGCUCAAACGACAGCCUGUCGAUGGCCGACAUUUACGGCAUGGAUAUGGCGCGAACCGGGGAGAGCCUUAUCGUCUUGUCAAACCCGUAUAGUGGUAGUCGGGGAGCUUAUUCCAAGCUCUCUGCGUUGUCGACAAUAAAUGGCAAUAGAACCUCUACAACGAUAAUGCUAAGUGCUGCUGCCAGUUUGACGUUCAAUCCGAACAAGACCAAGCUUUACAUAGCUGUUGGUAUGCAGCCGGUUCGGAUUCUAUCCACUCCCGUGCAGGAGUCAGGGAUGCCCAUAGAUGGCUCACAAUUGAAAGAAAUAAGAACAUUCUCUCUCGGCGACGAUCCCGAUAUCAAAGAAGUAAGGUUCGGCUCACAGAGCUUAGUCUCAGACGAGCGCUGCCUUUAUUUCCUGAACUCCGAUGACCUUCGUGUGUGGGGAAUCGAUCCCCUUGCCUCUGACCCCCCUAGUCCCGUACUCGUGRCUGGAUCCGGGUCGAGAGGAGUAGAUGAUAAGGACGGAUUCAACGCCUCCUUCAACAACUUGACAAGCCUCGCCGCGACUCCGGAUGGAUGCAACAUCUUCAUCACUGACUUUUAUUACGGUUUAGUUCGCUGGGUACAGCUGGACUCGCCGUGCUCCCCGGCUCGAAGGGUGCAGACUGUAGCACGUUACCGCGGCGGGUUAAAAACAUUGAGGCUCCAUCAAUCCGGCAGUGACUACUGCCUAUACGUCGCGGCAGAGGACGGCUCGCUGACUGAGCUCAAAAUAAAUGUUUCUCAGCUGCACGCGUGCGCGCCUGUCCGGACAUCGAUUGUCGGUACCUCCCAGUCUUCUCCUGACCCCGACGUCCCCGCCUCUGACUCCUCACCCCUCGUUUCAGCUUCCGGGUCCGGCGAGCUCGCUGCCUCUCCAGCAACGAUGAGGAGAUCUCGCAAUCUAGCUUUUAUCGUAGCUCUCCCAUUAUCUAUUCUCGCAUUCCUUGGUGUGGCGACUGUUGCCAGCUUCCUCAUUUUCGGAAAAAAUCGGCAUGCCCGCCAGGAGGAACAGGCGAAGUCUAUCUUGAGGACCAAUGGCAGUGCGAACAUCGUGCCAUCGACUGGUUCGUCGUCGGGGGUGGCCGGGAUCGUGCGGGAGGGAGCGGGGCUUUAUCCCCCUAAGAUGAAGCAGUUCUCGCUCGAAGCUCUGUCGUAUUGUACUCGGAACUUCAGCGAGAGCCACCGGAUCGGGCUCGGCGGGGCGUUUGGUAAUGUCUACUGGGGUUCGAAGGAUGGCGACAACGAGUUGGCGAUCAAGGUGAUGACAGGCAAUCUGACAGCGGAGAAGAGAAGCAUGUUCGUGGCCGAAGUUAACACGCUGAGUAGAGUCCAUCACGCCAACCUGAUGCGACUCGUCGGAUACUGCCACGAAGGGAAUCGCUCGAUCUUGGUGCACCCCCACUUUCGGGGGGGCAGCUUGUUCGCUCGGCUGCACGAGAGAGUGCAAGCCGUUUCGGAGAAAGCUUCCAUCCCGCCUCUGACGCUUGUAGAGCGGAUGUGCAUCGCCUUGCAAAUCGCUAAGGGCCUAGCCUACCUUCACGACGGUGCCGAUCUACCAGUCAUCCAUGGGGACAUUAAGAGCAGCAACGUGCUCCUUGGCGAUGGCUGCGAGCAGAAUUUGCACGUCGUGGUGGCGGAUUUCGGCCUUGCGACUAUGGUAGAGAGAGUGUUCGGCACCGAGCGCGAGACGGUGGUGAAGUCCUUGCAGAUGGCCGGGGCAUUCGGUUACAUUGCCCCGGAGGGCAUGAUGGGAGGAAUUCUCUCGGAGAAGAAUGACGUGUACGCUUUCGGCGUUAUUCUUCUGGAGCUGUUGACAGGGCGGAAGGCCGUGGCGAAGGCACCGUCUGGGGUUGGGUGGGAAACCCUAGUGGACUGGGCGAAGCCGUUUCUGAAAAGAGCACACGUCGCUGUCGAGAUGCCGUGCCAAUUUCUGGACCCUUGUUUGCGCGAUCAGGCGGCCCAAGUCAGGUUCAGCCGUAUGGUUACCGGGACGCUUCGUUUAGCGAGUAAGUGUCUCCGGGAGGACGAUCGAGCCCGGCCAGCGAUGUGCGGAUUGGUGGAGAAGAUAGGCAAUCUGCUCAAUGAAGCGCAGAUCAAUGUUAGGAAAACGAACUGAUGUUCGGAGAUGUCGUCAUGAGAUUGUUCGCUGGCGAGAAAUUGAUCGCAGACCGGGUGAUGGACGAUCGCUCUGGAUAGUGCCGGGAAGGACACUCGUUGCAAAUGAGAGCAUGUAGAAGACGAGCCCUCACUUGGUCUAAUGGAUCGCUAAUGACCCUGGACGUGAGCUUGACUUGUUGCUUCAGCUGGACUAAUGGCGUAAGGACCGGUGAGAAAGCAUUCACACGGUGGAGGACAGGGUAGGUCGAGGGAUCGUGCAAGAAGGAACGAAUCGUUGGGAGGGGAGGACGGAUUGCGUCUCGCUUCGCGUGUUGGCAAGAGGCGGCGAGGCAAGUGAUGCCGCUCUUCUACCCCUGAUCGCCCAGAAAGGGCAUGGCAGAGUGGGUGGGGGGAAGUGUGAGAGAUGAUGGACGGCGUUUAACUGUAAAGGCGGAAAAUUAACCGU
This is a messenger RNA of Chara braunii, 3415 nucleotides long. NCBI's taxonomy places the organism in Eukaryota, Viridiplantae, Streptophyta, Charophyceae, Charales, Characeae. The record is from the annotation of a GenBank genome assembly.